GCUUUGGUCACAACGGCCCAUCACUGUGCGUUCAGCGUGCUGGGGUGCCAUCGUCAUUGACAUUUUCUAUCACCAUCUUCGUCGUCGCACAACCUCCGAACUCAGAUUGAUGAACAUUACCACGCGCAAAAGCAUCAACUCAACCCGAGUAUAGCUCUUGCUACCCAGGCCAGACCUAGACAAGCUUCUUCGCACGCCCCGCCAUGGCCGACCGUCCCGUCCCUUCGUCCUUUGACGAUGCAAAAGAAUACCAGGAGACAGGAUGGCAAAAAAUCUCCCGCAAGCUCAGGGAAGAGCCCCUGAUACCACUAGGAUGUGGCCUUACGGUUCUCGCCCUUGUGAAUGCAUGGAGAGCUAUGCGGCGUGGCGACCACCAGGGAGUGCAGCGCAUGUUUCGUGCCAGAGUUGGCGCCCAGGCUUUCACAGUCAUUGCCAUGGUCGCCGGUGGAGCGUACUACGGCCAGGACCGCGAAAAGCGCAAGGAAUUGAUCAAACUAGAGGCUCAGCAGCGUGCAGAAGAACGACAAGCCAAGUGGCUGCGGGAACUCGAGAUUCGAGACGAGGAGGACAAGGCACUCAAGGAGUCGAUCAAACGUCGUAGGGAACGGGCCGAACAGAGAAAGGCAGAGUCCGCUGGCAGGAAUCCGGGGAGCGAUGCCACAAUGGCGUCGUUGCCUGAACCGGACCAGCAGGGCGACCGAGGUACGCAGCCGAAACCAGAGGGAGCCGGUGUGCUUUCUUCCCUCUCCAGAGUUGGUGGUUGGUUUGGUUCGAGUAAACCCGAACAAUCCAAGUCUAAUAUCUCUGACUCAGAUAAAGUCACCCCUCCCCCGAAGUCCUCGGAUUGAGUCGCGGUGGUGACUGCUGGUUCAUGGGUGCUGAGCUCCGAAAGAUGGACCGCGAAUUGCAACCAUCCUCUGCAUCGAGAUUUUCUGCGAGCUGCCACUGGAUAGCCGUUGUUAGAAGCAUCUGGAUCGAUACUGUACCAAAACAAAACACAAUCAUGUACAAUAUGCAUUGCUUGUAUAUACGCCUGAUGGUCGAGCUGGGGGGGGGGGGGG
Molecule: messenger RNA, 1061 nt
Organism: Microdochium trichocladiopsis
Lineage: Eukaryota; Fungi; Ascomycota; Sordariomycetes; Xylariales; Microdochiaceae
Product: hypoxia induced protein conserved region-domain-containing protein
Exons: 3
Coding region: 204-848 (214 amino acids)
Biological process (GO): mitochondrial respirasome assembly
Cellular component (GO): mitochondrion
Source: RefSeq, a predicted model, not a curated record